This is a messenger RNA of Schistocerca piceifrons (Central American locust), 2070 nucleotides long. RefSeq names its product peptidyl-prolyl cis-trans isomerase G-like. Bases 1 to 2070 code for a protein of 689 amino acids. Lineage: Eukaryota; Metazoa; Arthropoda; Insecta; Orthoptera; Acrididae. The transcript has 2 exons. The record is from RefSeq and is a predicted model, not a curated record.
AUGAGAAUUAUCAACAAGAGACGUAAGAACAAGAGACGUAAGAACAAGAGACGUAAGAACAAGAGACGUAAGAACAAGAGACGUAAGAACAAGAGACGUAAGAACAAGAGACGUAAGAACAAGAGACGUAAGAACAAGAGACGUAAGAACAAGAGACGUAAGAACAAGAGACGUAAGAACAAGAGACGUAAGAACAAGAGACGUAAGAACAAGAGACGUAAGAACAAGAGACGUAAGAACAAGAGACGUAAGAACAAGAGACGUAAGAACAAGAGACGUAAGAACAAGAGACGUAAGAACAAGAGACGUAAGAACAAGAGACGUAAGAACAAGAGACGUAAGAACAAGAGACGUAAGAACAAGAGACGUAAGAACAAGAGACGUAAGAACAAGAGACGUAAGAACAAGAGACGUAAGAACAAGAGACGUAAGAACAAGAGACGUAAGAACAAGAGACGUAAGAACAAGAGACGUAAGAACAAGAGACGUAAGAACAAGAGACGUAAGAACAAGAGACGUAAGAACAAGAGACGUAAGAACAAGAGACGUAAGAACAAGAGACGUAAGAACAAGAGACGUAAGAACAAGAGACGUAAGAACAAGAGACGUAAGAACAAGAGACGUAAGAACAAGAGACGUAAGAACAAGAGACGUAAGAACAAGAGACGUAAGAACAAGAGACGUAAGAACAAGAGACGUAAGAACAAGAGACGUAAGAACAAGAGACGUAAGAACAAGAGACGUAAGAACAAGAGACGUAAGAACAAGAGACGUAAGAACAAGAGACGUAAGAACAAGAGACGUAAGAACAAGAGACGUAAGAACAAGAGACGUAAGAACAAGAGACGUAAGAACAAGAGACGUAAGAACAAGAGACGUAAGAACAAGAGACGUAAGAACAAGAGACGUAAGAACAAGAGACGUAAGAACAAGAGACGUAAGAACAAGAGACGUAAGAACAAGAGACGUAAGAACAAGAGACGUAAGAACAAGAGACGUAAGAACAAGAGACGUAAGAACAAGAGACGUAAGAACAAGAGACGUAAGAACAAGAGACGUAAGAACAAGAGACGUAAGAACAAGAGACGUAAGAACAAGAGACGUAAGAACAAGAGACGUAAGAACAAGAGACGUAAGAACAAGAGACGUAAGAACAAGAGACGUAAGAACAAGAGACGUAAGAACAAGAGACGUAAGAACAAGAGACGUAAGAACAAGAGACGUAAGAACAAGAGACGUAAGAACAAGAGACGUAAGAACAAGAGACGUAAGAACAAGAGACGUAAGAACAAGAGACGUAAGAACAAGAGACGUAAGAACAAGAGACGUAAGAACAAGAGACGUAAGAACAAGAGACGUAAGAACAAGAGACGUAAGAACAAGAGACGUAAGAACAAGAGACGUAAGAACAAGAGACGUAAGAACAAGAGACGUAAGAACAAGAGACGUAAGAACAAGAGACGUAAGAACAAGAGACGUAAGAACAAGAGACGUAAGAACAAGAGACGUAAGAACAAGAGACGUAAGAACAAGAGACGUAAGAACAAGAGACGUAAGAACAAGAGACGUAAGAACAAGAGACGUAAGAACAAGAGACGUAAGAACAAGAGACGUAAGAACAAGAGACGUAAGAACAAGAGACGUAAGAACAAGAGACGUAAGAACAAGAGACGUAAGAACAAGAGACGUAAGAACAAGAGACGUAAGAACAAGAGACGUAAGAACAAGAGACGUAAGAACAAGAGACGUAAGAACAAGAGACGUAAGAACAAGAGACGUAAGAACAAGAGACGUAAGAACAAGAGACGUAAGAACAAGAGACGUAAGAACAAGAGACGUAAGAACAAGAGACGUAAGAACAAGAGACGUAAGAACAAGAGACGUAAGAACAAGAGACGUAAGAACAAGAGACCCAGUGAUUCAGGUCCAGCCAAAAUCUUAAUAUGUGAGGAUCACACACAGUUCACUGAAGAGAAAGAUCUUCCCAUUAUAAAUGAGGAAUUUUAUAUGGCACCAAGUUAUUUAACAGCCCAGCAUGUUAUCAGUAUCUCAGUCUCACUGAGGAUAUAA